Molecule: messenger RNA, 3761 nt
Organism: Melanotaenia boesemani (Boeseman's rainbowfish)
Lineage: Eukaryota; Metazoa; Chordata; Actinopteri; Atheriniformes; Melanotaeniidae
Gene: sfxn3
Product: sideroflexin 3
Exons: 11
Coding region: 88-1056 (322 amino acids)
Biological process (GO): serine import into mitochondrion; monoatomic ion transport
Cellular component (GO): mitochondrial inner membrane
Molecular function (GO): monoatomic ion transmembrane transporter activity
Source: RefSeq, a predicted model, not a curated record
CGUACAUGAAGGCAUCAUAGGACCAUCGAUUGGUGCUGUGAUAUUGAGAGGUCAUACAUUUUGAAACAACAAAGAAUUCAGAGCAGGAUGUCGGAGGAGUUGUCUCUCAACAUAAACAUCAAGGAGCCGAGAUGGGACCAAGGAACAUUCAUGGGUCGGGCCAAGCACUUCUUUAUGGUCACAGAUCCCAGGAACGUCCUGCUGUCCUCUGAGACUCUGGAGGAGGCCAGAGUGAUCGUGGAAAACUACAGAUCUGGGAUUGUAAAGCCUGGCUUGACGGAGGAUGAACUCUGGAGAGCCAAGUAUGUUUACGACUCUGCCUUCCACCCAGACACCGGAGAGAAGAUGUUUGUGAUUGGCCGGAUGUCCGCUCAGGUGCCAAUGAACAUGUCCAUCACAGGCUGCAUGCUUACCUUCUACAGAACUACUCCAGCAGUUGUGUUCUGGCAGUGGGUUAACCAGUCCUUCAACGCUAUCGUCAACUACACCAACCGCAGUGGAGAUGCUCCUAUCACCGUGAACCAGCUGGGUGCGGCCUACGUCAGUGCUACUAGUGGAGCCGUAGUCACUGCCUUGGGACUCAAGUCUCUAGCUAAGCGCCUCCCCCCAAUCGUCAGCCGGUUUGUCCCUUUUGCUGCUGUUGCUGCUGCUAACUGUAUCAACAUUCCUUUUAUGAGACAGAGGGAACUGAAGUACGGUAUCCCUGUGAUGGAUGAGAAUGGAAACAGGUUAGGAGAAUCUGUAAAUGCUGCCAAACAGGCCAUCGUACAGGUGGUGGUGUCCAGGAUCGGCAUGGCAGUUCCAGCAAUGGCCAUUCCCCCUGUUAUAAUGAAUUCUCUUGAGAAGAGAGCUUUCAUGAAGCGGUUUCCAAUUCUAAAUGCUCCAGUCCAGGUGGGGCUAGUCGGUCUGUGCCUGGUGUUUGCAACUCCUCUGUGCUGCGCCCUGUUCCCUCAGAAAAGCUCUAUGAGCGUGAGUGGGCUGGAAGCAGAUCUGCAGGAGAGGAUACGACAGACGAGUCCCAACACCACCACAGUCUUCUUUAACAAGGGCCUGUAGGCACACAUGUGUAAAACCUAUAAACACUCACACACAUACAGACACAUGUAUGUUAUCAUGGGCACAAGUGGGAGAGCAAAUCUAUAUAUGCAUUUUUUUUUUUUGUGUGUCUGUGUUUGGUUUUUUUUCUUGGUAUUGCUGCGAUUGUUGACUGAAUUUGAACAUGUAGAAUAGCUUCUGGUGUAGAAAUUAAAAGGCUGUACGUAUUUAAAAUAGAGGAAUCACUGAAGGGAAGAUGAAACACAGAAAAAAAGGCUGCUUACACAGAGAGGAAGAGCUUCUUGAGGAUGAGAAACUGUCUUCUGAUGUAUUUUUGAUUGUCUUGUGAUGUACUUUUUCGGGGGUGGGGGGGCUUUUGUCUUCCGACGGUUAAAACUACAUAUUGAGCAGCAGUUUAUGAAUGAUUAGUGUUUGACUCAUUGAGAUAUUCUGUUACAUUCAGGUUCCUGUUAAAUUAUUCCAGCUUGAAGCUUGUGCUUGUUAAUAAUGUUGCUACCGAAUGUAACAUCAUCUUUUUGCCUUGUGUCCUCACUCUUUAAACUCUUGCUCCUCCGCAUUUUUUUUUCUGUUUUGGAAAGUUAUUUUAAAAUGUUUCACAACAAAUAUAUGUGCAGUAAAAAAAAACAAAGAAAAAACUAGGAUUGUGUGGUGUAGAUCUAGAUAGCCCCAACCUUUCAUUUAAAAAACCUGUUUACUCUGCCUCUUGUCAACCAGUGCAGCUUUUCACUUCUCUCCUCUAAGUGUUCCUUCAUUUUGUUAGACCAGCUAAUGAGGUGCUAGGUACAUGUGGCAACAAAUAUAUUUAGAAAUUAUACUACAAAUGCUCACGAGCGAACAUCGCGUGUGGUUUUUAAUCAACUCAGUUUGUGGCUGAUUUUCUUAGUGUCUCAGUUAUUUUAGGCACUAUAAUCUAUAUGCACAAGACAGAAGCGCUGUUUUCUAAUCUUAGAUACCCCUCUGAAUUAGUCUGUUUUCAAAUUUAAAUGCUGUGCAGAUGGCAAUUGAAGAUGUAUUGCUGUUGUCAUGUGAAAACUUUGCAACUCAAAACAUUACAAGGCUUCUUUUUUAAAAAAGAGAAAGAGUUUUAAUUAGCAACAUUUAGCUAGCCAUAUGCAAAACUGUGCUUCAGCCAUUGAUGUUCUGUUGUACCAAAAGAAACUAAUAAAUAUUGUGUGACAAAGUUAAAUACUAAAUACCUGUUUGUAGGUGAGGAAAGCAGAUUAUUGUAUGCAAAGUGUUUGUUGCUUCUUUGUGGAAGUGGACAGUUUGGAGUUUUAACGCCUCUGAUCAAAGUCAUGCACGUGGUAGACCAAACUCAUCAAUUACACGGCUGUCCAGGGUAGAGAACUAUAAUGCUGUGUUUGAGGAAAUAGCUGAGUUUAUCCCAUUUUUGUCUGUUUAUAUCAUGUGAAAAUAAGUAUAUUUUUCUUGGAAAUAUUUAUAAAUACCACCUAUACAUAUAUGAGGUAUAAUGUAAGAAGCACAUAUGCAUGAAGGUAUUAGUCAAUCCAUCAGAUGGCCCCACAUAUGCACUUGUAUGCAAUGUCAGCUUUGCACUGAAGGACGACUGUUUUUCUGCAGAUGAGUGAGUGGGGUGUUUUGUGUAUGUACGUUUUUAAAAAUGAUUGUAUGACAGUGCUCAUCUGUGCACCUAUUUAAAGAAUAACAGAAGGGGUCCUGAAGGGCCACUGUCCUUCAGGUUUUAGUUAUUUCCUUGCUCCAACACCUAUAUAAAAUCUAAUUGAUCCAACAGCUUCUUGUCAUCUUCUUCACAAUAACCCAUUCAUUUCAGUCUGGUGUGUCAGAUCAGGGAAACAAUGAAUACCUGCAGGAUAUCGGCCCUCAAGGACCAGAGUUCGACACCCCUGAUGUAGUCAUUGCUGUGCUGCUAUAAUAGCUAGCUGGAUUUGUGUUGCUAUUUUAAAGUGUAUAUAUUGAAGGUUUCCAUGUUUUUGUUGGAUGAUAUUGAAUGAUAGUUAAAUCUAAAUCUUGCUGUCUGCAUCCAUUGCCCAUAAUCAAGAAGGUCUUUUUUUUCUUCUUCUUUUUUUUUUUUUUUUUUUUUGCUAUAGAAGUGUCUAGAACAAACUGAAGUGUUAGGUUCAGCAGAAAAGCAUAUUUUCUCAGCUUGUGGCAUCAGCACCACCGUCUUAUCUCACCCGCAGAUCGAGCCAAAGAUGAGACGGGUAUCAAGGAGAGGAAGUUUGUAGCUUUUAAAGUUUUUGCUUCAGCUUUAACACAUGGACCUUUGGCCAGACUUUUCUUCUGCAGAAGCAUUUUUUAACGUUUGCAAGUGGUAAAUGGUUCCCAAAAUUGUGCAGCACUCAACACCAAAAUUUUAAGGAAUGUUACAAAGCACAGCCAUGAAGUUUUUUUUUAACAUGCAAAUAAAUCCCAACAUAUUUUAAACAAAUAUGUUGUUGACUUUACAAUACAGUAAAAUCACUAACAAAACUUUGCACUCAACCCUGAUUUACACCUAAGUUGUGCAUGCUUUAGCCCUAAAGGUACAAAUGUAAAGAUACUCUUUGUUCUGCUUACACUCUGUAAAUGUUUUGCUUCUAUUUUUUGUGGACAUACAACUUACAAACAUGUAGUUCUGUCAGUAUUAGUGCACAGUGUUUUCUCACUCUGUUUCGUAUUGAGAGAUGUUUUCUUGAUGUGAAAUAUCCUUUACUCAGAGCAAUAGAAUAAAAUGUGUAACCAUG